UUUCAUUCAAUUCUAAAAAGAAAAACUAAUGAAUCCUUUCUUCCAUCCCUGCACAUCUUUCCGUUCCCAAAUUUAUGUAUUGAUCUGUCUCUUCAAUAUUUUUCUCCUACUUAAUACUCAAGCACCAAAUACUGAUCAUUUUUCCAGCGAUGAAAUUGGCUUAACUGGUCUUAAUGUUUGUGUGAGGCCUCAUAAAGAACAUGUACCAUAUGAAACCACGGAAUUAGUGUUUGAAAAACCUAAAUGCGAUUUUUGGGAUAAAAUAUUUUCUGUGGCUACCGGAAGAUGCAAACCGAAAUCAAGGACAAUAACCGUCACAAAAACCCACACCGUCGAAAUUAUGCUAAGGCACUGCUGCAAUGGAUAUUACAAAUUCAUUAAUCAAUGCUUACCUAUGUGUCCAGAUCAAUGUAUACACGGCAUAUGCACGGCUCCCGGCGUGUGUCAGUGCAAUGCGGGAUAUUCUGGCAAACGUUGUUUGUAUGCAUGUAAAGGACUCACCUGGGGUCCUUCCUGCGCCAACCAAUGUGAAUGUCAAAACGCCGAUUCUUGCGAUCCAGAAAAUGGCGAUUGCAAUUGCCUAUCAGGAUGGAGCGGUAACAAUUGUUCGACUCCUUGCCCUACGGGUUACACUGGUCAUUCUUGCGCGACUAAAUGUAUGCCCGGAUUUUUCGGCGCCGCCUGCUUAUCGCAUUGCUCCUGCGCGUCAACCGAAUUCUCUGUUGCUGACCGGGCAAUCGCGAUGGCCAACCGGAGUGGGAUAGACAACGUUUGCGAUCACGUGACAGGUGAGUGUGCAUGCCCCGUUGGUAGGAGAGGGAAGUAUUGCGAGAUUGAAUGCGAAUUCGGCACCUACGGCAAAAAUUGUCAGCGACAGUGUAAGUGUCACGAUCUUUUAACCGUCAUAUCUUCCAAUAUCGAUAGGAAAAGCGGGAAGAAGGAGGUUCUAUUAAGCGGAGGUCUUACUAGAUGCGAUCCGACUAAUGGGACCUGCAUAUGUUCUCACGGCUUUUCUGGAAAACUCUGCGAUCUCAGGAGCUGCCCUCCAUUUAGAUACACAGGCCAGGUGAACAAUUCUAUUAUAGAGGAGAGUGACGAUAUAGAUGAAAAUAUGAUUGAAGAAAUGGAAGUGAAAAAUGCCCGUGAAAAGUCACCACCUGCCCAUGUAGAACCUGCAUCAUGCACCCAUUCCUGCGCUUCAAUUUGCUCUUCCGAUUGUCAUCCCAUAAGUGGGCACUGUUUUUGUCCUCCCGGGUUUACCAAUUCCCCCUUUUGCGAUACUCGGUGUUCUCUACUUCGCAUGCUUGACAACACUGAAGAAUUUAGCCAACGCGGGCGAAGGGAACAUGGUGACGAUUUGGAAGAGGAAAUCCCUUUCUUAAAACGAUCUUCGGGAGGAAAAGGGUGCACGCGCAGAUGUAAGUGUGGGCCAAUCAAGGACGAGUUAACCCAAAUCACCGAAAAAAUAUCGGGCGGCUUUAUAGAAGCCGUUCUUUUUGAAUGUGAUCAAGAGACCCAACAAUGUUCCUGUCCACCAGGCUUUAUGGGCAAAAACUGCAGCCAGUUAUGCUCUGCCGGCACUUAUGGUCCUGCAUGUAAACUUUCGUGCUCAUGCAUUCAUUCGCAAAAUAAGUGCAAUCCUGUGACCGGAGAAUGCAUCGGGAAUUGUUUACCUGGUUAUCAUGGAGUCAAUUGCAAUACACCUUGCCAGAACGGCUUUUGGGGUUCUGAUUGCACUCAAAAAUGUUCAUGCAAAAAUGAAAGAGCAUCUUGUGAUCAAUCAACCGGUAAAUGCGUUUGCCCGCCUGGCUUUACAGGUUCUCAAUGCCUCACGCAAUGCCCGCCUUUCACCUUCGGCUUCAUGUGUUCUCAAAAAUGCGAUGAGUCAUUUCUCAAACAAAAUUGUCCUUCCUUCUAUUCGUAUUCCAACACCCAUUGCCACCCUGUACAUGGAGGUUGUGUGUGUGAUACCGAAAGGUAUUUUCUGGGAAAUUUUACCGACGGUGAUAACGUUAUUUGCGAUAACAAAAAAAUCGGGAAUUUUGUUGGGAAAAGUUCUUCUACCAUGGCCAAUAUUGGAGGUAAAUCAAAAUGGUUAUUAAUACUACCUAUAAUACUGAUGAUAACAAUCUUGACACUCGUCAUAGCCUUUUUCGUGAGAAGGGGAUGUCUUAAACGAACGCUCAAAGGGAAUAUUGGACAUGUAUUGAAUGGAAAGCCUUAUUACGAUACUUAUAGACUACGUACUACCCAUAAUUUUAAUACUCCAGAUGACUCUUAUUAUGAGAUGGAAGGAAGGCUCAAUGGAUUACCGCAAUCUCCCUUAGGUCUUUCCCCUCAAACCGAAACAGAUUUUUCUCGAAUUAGUAAUAAUGAUGUCAGAUCCCGUCUUAGCAACGAUUUUGAAAAUCCUAUAUACGGACGUGAGAAUUCUAUCCUAAGUACAGAUAAACGAUUCAACAACUCAAAUGAUCAAGCAACUCCAAAUAACCAUAAAUUUAGCAAUAAAACAGCUAUAAAUUCCUUUAAAAAUAAUCUUAAUUCAUCGGCUCAACAGAAUUCCUCCAUAGCCAAAAUGAGUAACAUUGAAACGGCUAACAAAUUAAAACAACAAUUAAAUGUUUCUCAAUUGCCAAAUGAUGAAACCGAAAAAUCGGCUUUACAAAAGGGCCAAGGUUUUUUAACCUUGGAAAAUAAAGCUGAAAAUGCACUCAAAGGAGCGAAUAUUGACGAUUCCCAUACAGGAAUGGAAGAUAGGCCGGCUUCUUCAUACAAUACUCCUAGAGCUUUGGAAAAUGCAUUUCUCAAUGAUGAUCCGUAUUAUUUGGCAUUCGCCUCUCCUAAAAAUAAAGACUUAGACGGUAAAAAAAGAUGAUGGACUAGCUUGAUUUAUGUCACGAGGCAAAUUACAAUAAACAUUUUUAGAAAUUUUAAAUAGAAAAUUUUAUUAGCUUUUAAAUCACAUUUUUACCCGGUUUGUUAUAGUUUUAUAGUUUUUGGUACGAAUCAAGUGUUAAAUUUUUUAUUGUACAUUAUAAAUUUUAUAAUUCAAUUUUUACUAUAAAAUUCAAGAAGUUAAUUUUUGAUAAAAAAUUUCCUCCCCAUAUUAUUUUUUUAUUAUGACUCCUAAAAUUAUUUUUAUUUAAAGCGAUAAAAUGUAAUAUCAUUUUAAUUCAUAUCCUGCCUUAAAAAAUACUUCAAAACUUAUAAAUUUCAUGAGCAAAUAUUUAUGAAAAUUGAAUGACAUUUUUUUAAAUAUCCUAAUAUAUAUUUUAUAUAUUGAUUAUGUUGAGAAGAAUUUUUAAAAUAUUUUUAACUUUAUUAAAAUAUUGUAAAAAUCGAAAGAUAUUAUUUUUUUUAAUCUUAUAAUUUUAUGAUGUAUUCAAAAAAAUCACGGAUAAUUUUUAAGAAUAUUUUUUUCUACAACUUUUAAUUUUAUAUUAAAAUAAAAUUUAAUUUGACAAAUUAUACAUCAAAUGACAUUUUAUUAUUUUUUAAAUCUAAAUUAUUUAUAA
This is a messenger RNA of Gordionus sp. m RMFG-2023, 3515 nucleotides long. RefSeq names its product protein draper-like. Bases 29 to 2875 code for a protein of 948 amino acids. The record is from RefSeq and is a predicted model, not a curated record. Gene Ontology annotation, molecular function: scavenger receptor activity. Lineage: Eukaryota; Metazoa; Nematomorpha; Gordioida; Chordodea; Parachordodidae. The transcript has 18 exons.